Messenger RNA from Patiria miniata (bat star), 2852 nucleotides. RefSeq names its product CDK5 regulatory subunit-associated protein 3-like (gene cdk5rap3). Gene Ontology annotation, cellular component: endomembrane system. The coding region runs from base 119 to 1660 and encodes 513 amino acids. The record is from RefSeq and is a predicted model, not a curated record. The transcript is spliced from 13 exons. Gene Ontology annotation, biological process: regulation of cyclin-dependent protein serine/threonine kinase activity; regulation of mitotic cell cycle. Lineage: Eukaryota; Metazoa; Echinodermata; Asteroidea; Valvatida; Asterinidae.
ACCUGUCGUCUGGGUUUAAUACAACUCUCGAAGAUAAAACUGUGAGAAGAUGAAUUCGGAUUAGUCUGGUGCCAAGGAUUCCUACCAUAUGGAUGAUUAGUCAACGUUCAACUUCAAGAUGCAGAAAACGGACGAACUGACUGCUCAACAGAUUGAGAAUCUACCCAUCGACAUUAGCGCCAGCAAAUUGCUUGAUUGGCUGAUCGAUCGGAGACAUGUCAACUUGAAAUGGCAGACAGCAGCAUUAGCCAUCAGAGAGAAAAUCAACCUGGCUAUUCAAGAUAUGCCUGAAGUGGACGAAAUCAAACAGCUUUUGGCUGGGACCUAUAUCAACUAUUUCCACUGUGUGAGGAUAGUUGAACUUCUCAAGGUGUCUGAGUCUGGUUCCAAAAACAUCUUUGGUUAUUACUCAUCACAGAGGAUGAAGGAUUGGCAAGAAGUGGUACGCCUUUAUGAGAAAGAUAAUCUCUACUUAGCAGAAGUUGCCCAGAUGUUGAUACGCAACAUAAACUAUGAGAUCCCAUCUCUGAAGAAACAGGUGGCCAAGUUUAAGCAGACACAAGCAGACUGUCGGAGAAAAGAAAAGGAUUACCAAGAUAACGCUGCUGCGGCAAAAGCAGAGUACAAUGUAGAAUGUAGAAAACUAGGAAUAAAGGGUGAUAAAAUCAAGAGUGAGCUGCUUGAGAAAGUCAAGUCACUUCCAAAGACGUUUGGCGUAAUUGCAGAGAAGACACAGAGCCUGGCUCCUGUAAUAGAGUUUUAUCAAACCUUCGUGCAAUUCACUGUAGGCAGGACUAGUGAUAGAAGUAGCCAAUCAGAGAUAGAAGUGGUUCCCAUAUUACAGUUCAUCCAUCAGUAUGGUAAUGCCACAGUAUACCAGUGGAGAACAGGGAAAGUCCCUGAAUCAGUUGAGGCGGUCACAUUAUCAUUCCUCCAGGAGGAGGAAGAACAGAAAGCAGAUGAGAUUGACUGGGGUGAUAUUGAUGACGCAGGAGAUGAUAGCAUUGACUUCGGCAUCUCUCUAGAGGAAGUGGGGUCAGAGGUCUUGAACUUUGACAUCCAGGUUACUGUUGAAACAUCUGAUGGUGAUGUUGGUCAUGAUGGCCAAGGAAGUUCAGCAGAAGAUGAUAGGAUUGCCAGGGGGACGGAUUCCUUAACCUUAUUGGACCAUCCUCCAACCAGGAAUAAUUUCACCAAUGAGUUAUUAGAGCUUGAGGCCUUUCUAAUGCAGAGGCUAAGUGAAAUGAAAGGUGAAAUGGAUGUUCUGUCGGCGAAUCAGUUCCAGAGUGCGCCCUCUAUCCUCCAGAUGAAGACAAAGGAGGACGUGUCGGCCAUGUUGGACAAAGUCCGAGAAAUCUUGAGUCUUCUGACAGAUUCAACCAUACAGCAUUUGAUGCUCAUUAAAAGCUCACCGAAGUAUGUGGACAGACUGACAGAAUCUCUGAAACAGAAAUGUGGCCAAGAAGAGAAGAUGUUAGCAUCAAAGGAGGCAGUUCAUGGGAAGUAUCUAGAAGCCAUUGAGGAGGAGAGGCAGCUGAUGCCAAAGAUUGACAAGCUGGUGGCUAAUACUAGGAUACUUCAAAGACAGAUUGAGCAAGAUAUUUCUUCUCGUUACAAGAAUCGGCCGGUGAAUCUCAUGGGCUCUAUCAACUCAAUAUGAAAUAUUCUCCAUUUCUCUUAUUUUUUAAUUUUUGUUCUGCUUUUAUCGCAUCAGUUCCUUCAUUUCUUCAGUCAGACUGCUUCAGAAAAUUUAGAUUAUUUAUCGUAACACAAAUAAGUAAAUGGCCCAUAUCUGAUUCUGAUGACUAGCGUAUAGCCAGGACAUGGCUGGAUAGCUCAUACUGGUUACAGUGCUGGUAUGGGCUCUUUGUUACCACUUUGGAGAGCCCAGUGGAGGGGAAACACAACGUGCACGUAUCGUUUCGCAUAUAUCAAAGUAUUCCCAACUUAUUUUAUUAUGAGUGCACAAACCCAUUUCAUCUUUGUGUGAGCGUCAGGCGCUGUCAGCAAUACAUUUGAAUAUUUUCCCAGUGGUCGCCUCCAACCUUUUUUUUUUCUUACCGUUGAGGGGGUACUUGUGAAUGGACCCCAUAGUGUUUCUGAAGUGACUUGUUCAAAUCCUGUUUAAAAGAAAAUUCUACAAAACCUUGAUUGCGCUUAAAAGUGAUUGUAGUAGAUUUGAUGCAAAAGUUGUUUCACGAUUAUGAUGGCAUUCCAUUUCCUUUUAAUAAAAAGACAUUUUAAAUUACAUAAUUUUCAUUUAACGUUCAUUUCAAAUUGAAGUAAAAUGUAUUGUGUUCUAAUUUCUUAUUUUAAGGAAGUAGAAUUAUAAGAAAGCAAAGAACAGUGCCACCAUUUUUGGAAUCUGCAGAACUGUUUGUGCAUUUUCCCCAGCUAAACAAUAUAGAGUAGUGUGGAGUGUGUUUGAAACCCCCAAGUCCAUGUAGUUUACCCUUGAAAAUGUUGCAUUAUAACCAGAGGCAGGAAUGUGUCGGCUGUAUUAUCAACUCGAUUGUAUUUCCCCCCCCCCCCCCCCCAUAUAAAAAAGAGUUUAAGUAUAAAAUUUGAAUGUAUGGGAUAAUGGGAUUAUUAAAGUUCAGGUCCUCUGUUUAUGAAAGCAUAAAUGACACCUUUGUCACUUUUCUAACCUUUGUAGUAAACUGUCACAGCUCCUUCCCAUUCUGGGACAAUUAUCACAGAAAAAGGAUAUUAUUAUUUUUGUGUACAAAAUUUCACAGUUUUCUAUAUCUUUGCAUUGUCGGCUUAUUUACAAAUCUAUGCUGAAUACCAUGUUUUCAUAAAAACAUAAUCUUUUUUUAAUUAUUAUUCAUAAAUCAAAACAAUACAUUAUA